Messenger RNA from Brassica napus (rape), 2102 nucleotides. Its product is annotated as ATP-dependent 6-phosphofructokinase 1. The transcript is spliced from 11 exons. The record is from RefSeq and is a predicted model, not a curated record. Gene Ontology annotation, cellular component: cytoplasm. Gene Ontology annotation, molecular function: ATP binding; 6-phosphofructokinase activity. Bases 349 to 1848 code for a protein of 499 amino acids. Gene Ontology annotation, biological process: glycolytic process; fructose 6-phosphate metabolic process. NCBI's taxonomy places the organism in Eukaryota, Viridiplantae, Streptophyta, Magnoliopsida, Brassicales, Brassicaceae.
GUUAUUUUAUAUUCAUUGUCCUAAAUCUCUUCUUCGUAAAAACCAGAACACCACAAACACAUCGCCACUUGUUCACUAUAUCCUCUUCAUCCAAAGAAAAACACAUUCACCACAACCCCGUGAUGACCUGAUCCGUUUCUCCACAGUUCUUGUGUCAUCUCCAUCCCUCACUAUCUUCAAAGAUUCAAGUCAUCCUCAAAACAGAGCACGUCUUCCGAAACCGAUCAUCAUCAUUUUCAAUUCGGGUCUUUGAUCCCUAGACUCGGUAGGAAGUAUCGAUCGUUGAGCUUUGAUUCGGGUCUCCUCUUGAUCGUUAAUCAGAGAUUCGAGUCUCCGACGAGGUUGGUUAUGGCAACCUCUGCCUUAAACUCCGACAAAAAGAUCGUCACCGGUCCAGCCGGUUACGUUCUCGAAGACGUUCCUCAUUUCUCCGAUUACAUCCCAAACCCUCCUACAUAUCCAAAUCCAUUACAGGACAACGCUGCUUACUCUGUUGUUAAGCAGUACUUCGUUGAUGAGGAUGACACAGUUCCUCAAAAGAUAGUUGUUCAUCCUGAUAGUCCAAGAGGAACACAUUUCCGCAGAGCAGGACCACGUCAAAGGGUUUACUUUGAUUCGGAUGAUGUUGUUGCUUGCAUUGUCACAUGCGGUGGCUUGUGUCCAGGGCUUAAUACUGUGAUCAGAGAGAUUGUUUGUGGAUUGUCUUACAUGUAUGGUGUCAAGAAAAUCCUCGGAAUCGAGGUAAGUCCCCUCGCUUUACUCAUUCUUUCACCAUUACUCUCAAUUUUUUUAAACUCUGAGAACAAUUGUGGUUUCCAGGGAGGUUACAGAGGAUUUUAUGCAAGAAACACGAUCGAUUUGGACUUAAAAACAGUGAAUGAUAUUCAUAAACGUGGAGGAACCAUCCUCGGGACUUCAAGAGGUGGUCAUGACACUACAAAGAUAGUUGAUAGUAUUCAAGAUCGUGGGAUUAACCAGGUUUAUAUAAUUGGUGGAGAUGGAUCACAGAAAGGAGCAGCUGCUAUAUUCGAGGAGAUUAGAAGACGUGGACUCAAAGUUGCUGUUGCUGGUAUCCCCAAAACCAUCGACAAUGACAUUCCUAUUAUAGAUAGAUCGUUCGGGUUUGACACAGCUGUAGAAGAGGCUCAACGUGCUAUUAACGCAGCUCAUGUGGAAGCUACAAGCUUUGAGAAUGGUAUUGGUCUUGUCAAGUUAAUGGGACGUUAUAGUGGAUUCAUUGCGAUGUAUGCAACACUAGCGAGCAGAGAUGUGGACUGUUGCUUGAUACCGGAGUCUCCAUUUUUUCUUGAAGGCAAAGGCGGUCUUUUCGAGUUUAUCGGUAAACGGCUAAAGGAGAAUGGUCACAUGGUGAUUGUGAUCGCAGAAGGCGCUGGACAAGAUCUGUUGGCUGAAAGCAAUGAACAGUCCACAACUCUCAAAGAUGCCUCUGGAAACAAACUCUUACAGGACGUGGGCCUAUGGAUCUCCCAACGGAUCAAGGAUCAUUUUGCCAAGAAGAUGACCCUAAACCUCAAAUACAUAGAUCCAACCUACAUGAUAAGGGCUGUUCCGAGCAAUGCAUCAGACAAUGUAUGCUGCACGCUAUUAGCUCAAAGCGCGGUUCAUGGAGUGAUGGCUGGUUACAAUGGCUUCACCGUUGGCCUUGUCAAUGGCAGACAUACUUACAUUCCCUUCUACAGGAUAACGGAGAAACAGAACAAGGUGGUGAUCACUGACAGAAUGUGGGCGAGGCUUUUGUCUUCCACAAACCAGCCGAGUUUCAUGAAGCACGAUGAUAAUCACGAACCAAACCAUUCCGGUGGUGAAGCAGGGGCUAUGAAUUGGUGAAACAACUCUUGUCUGAAAACAUUUGGUUGAAAAGAAAUUAAGAUUUCUUUAUUUUGAUAGAGGCUUCUCAAAAUGUUUUAUAAUCUUUCUUCAAGCAAAAGAGAAGAGAUACAUUUCCUCUCCUUGGAAAGAGAGUUCAUACGGUCAUAUAAUUGUGAUAAAUAAUGUACUAAACUUAUGGUUUGAUCUUUGCCCUUACCAAACUGUAAUUUACACUUAUAAGCACAAAUCUAUAAGGAAAUGUUUUGGUUCAA